Molecule: messenger RNA, 645 nt
Organism: Varroa destructor (honeybee mite)
Lineage: Eukaryota; Metazoa; Arthropoda; Arachnida; Mesostigmata; Varroidae
Product: cystatin-B-like
Cellular component (GO): cytosol
Molecular function (GO): cysteine-type endopeptidase inhibitor activity
Source: RefSeq, a predicted model, not a curated record
UCUGUACGUCUAUGGUUGGCAGUCGAUUGCUUCUUUUUGACGUUUGCUUGCCCAACGCGGAAUCUUAAAACAAUGCCGAUGUGUGGGUCUACUGGAUCAGUGAAGCCUGUAGAUGACGAGUGUCGAGAUGUACUUGGAAGAGUUCGUGAAGGCUGUGAGGAGAAGGCUGGCAAAAAAUUUGAAUAUUUUGAGCCGAUCCAUUAUAAGACCCAGUUAGUGAAUGGGAUUAACUUUUUCAUAAAGGUGAAGAUUGCUGAUAAUGACUAUCUCCAUGUUCGGGCGCACAAAUCGUUCCAGGAUGAGGUGACUCUAUGGGGUAUUCAGCAAAGCAAAAUUUUAGAGGAAGAGGUUCAUUACUUUGACUAAUGAAACGAAAAAAUGCAAGUCCGCGUUGAACUAACGCUAUUGAGUUGGAUUCGCCUAUUUUUGAAACCCCCUGUUAUUUCCAACGAACACUCUUCUCGAUGUACUAGGAGGACAAUUAAUACUUGUCCAUAGAUUACCAGUUUACCAAACUAUACACCAAAUCAAGCGGAUUUGUUACAGAGAGAAAUCGUGCUCUAAGUCGACUAUGACUGUGCAUUUAAAUUAACGGUGAAUUAAUUUAUAUAAUGAAGGCAACAAAAAAACCUCAGUUGACUUUGA